CGACUUACUCCCAUCUGCCAAGCAUACCCGUACUUUCCACCAGCAUGACGUCUUAUUACAACACACGAGAUGAGAGAUGGAGGCAUCCACCUCGAACGGCUCUUAAUCCUGAAGCGAACCAGAAGCUUCAUAUUGGCAUCAUUGGAGCGGGUAUAGGGGGUUUGAUGGCGGCCAUCGCCCUGUUGGAGAGCGGUCACGAUGUCGAGAUUUAUGAGAGAUCCCAAUUCAAAAGCGAAGUCGGGGCUGCAAUCUCGACGCCUCCCAACUCCACAAGAGUGCUCAACUACUACGGAUUCGACUUCGAACGGGCCAGAGCCACCACCGCGGAGAAAUACAUAUACUACGACGACCCCAACGACAUUAACAAAACGCGAAUGGUGACAUGCACCGACUACACCGCCAGAUACGGCGCCCCCUGGCUCUUUUUCCACCGCAUUGAUCUUCACAAUGAACUCAAGAUCCUAGCCACGGAGCCGACGCCAACGAGAAAGAGCGUUGCUCGCCUGCAUCUCGGCGUCAAGGUGUCUGAUGUCGAUAUCGACGGGACGAUACACUUUGAGGGUGAUGCGAGCGUCCAGAAGGACCUAAUCAUCGCGGCCGAUGGCAUACGAUCUUCCUUCAUCUCAAAGGUCGUGGACGAUGCCCCGGAAGCGCAGCACUACAUGUCGAUGCUCCGAUUGAUGGCUCCCGUAGAGGAUCUCCGCGAUGAUCCGGAAGUCGUAGCUCUCUUCAAAGAUGGGUUGGCUUCGAUCCGUAUCAGCUAUGGGACCAUGCGAAGUGCCGUUAUCUACGGAUGCCGAGGGUAUGGCUCUCUCCAGAACAUCGGCUUGCUGUACCCUCCUGAACUUGCCAUUGAUUCGGAAGGUAAGUGACUCAGGCCAAGCGUCCGUAGAGAGCUCUCUACUCACCUCUCACUACCAAGGCAACGACCUUUCGGUAAGAGAAGACUUUGUCUACAAGGUCGUCGAGGAGUUUCCGAAGCCUGUACAAUCCGUCUGC
Colletotrichum phormii is the source of this 999-nucleotide messenger RNA. RefSeq lists its product as uncharacterized. Bases 45 to 872 code for a protein of 275 amino acids. The transcript is spliced from 5 exons. Gene Ontology annotation, molecular function: monooxygenase activity. NCBI's taxonomy places the organism in Eukaryota, Fungi, Ascomycota, Sordariomycetes, Glomerellales, Glomerellaceae. The record is from RefSeq and is a predicted model, not a curated record.